Molecule: messenger RNA, 613 nt
Organism: Herpailurus yagouaroundi (jaguarundi)
Lineage: Eukaryota; Metazoa; Chordata; Mammalia; Carnivora; Felidae
Product: ATP-dependent 6-phosphofructokinase, platelet type-like
Exons: 3
Coding region: 60-353 (97 amino acids)
Biological process (GO): fructose 1,6-bisphosphate metabolic process; fructose 6-phosphate metabolic process; canonical glycolysis
Cellular component (GO): membrane; 6-phosphofructokinase complex
Molecular function (GO): fructose-6-phosphate binding; ATP binding; AMP binding
Source: RefSeq, a predicted model, not a curated record
AGGGUGGAGCGCCUUCACCGUUUGACAGAAACUUUGGAACCAAGAUCUCCGCCAGAGCCAUGCAGUGGAUCAGCACAAAGCUAAAGGAGGCUCAGGGGAAAGGAAAAAGGUUUAUGACCGAUGAUUGCAUUUGCGUGCUGGGAAUAAGCAAAAGAAACCUCCUUUUCCAACCUGUGGCACAACUGAAGAAGGAAACAGACUUUGAGCACCGGAUCCCCAAGGAGCAGUGGUGGCUGAAGCUGCGGCCGCUCAUGAAGAUCCUGGCCAAGUACAAGGCCAGCUACGAGGUGUCCGACCCCGGCCAGCUGGAGCACGUGCACCACCGAGGCCACGAGGAGCCUGCCGCCAUCUAGACGCCGCCGGCCCGCACCGCCUGGCUGGCGCUGCUUCCGACUUCCCGUUUACUGCCAGUUUUUGUAACACUUAAGUUAUUUAUCGGCACUUCGCGUGAGUUCUGCUGACAUUAACACCCGGUCACAGAGCCCCCCCCGUCCUGUCUCCCUCUCCCCGCGGACCCCAAGGCUCCAGCACGACUUGUCUGCUGCGUCUCCUACUGUUUCUCGCUUUCAAACAUGUGUAUCCAGUAGAAUUAAACGUUUGGCUAAAACUCCAA